This is a messenger RNA of Morchella sextelata, 1137 nucleotides long. RefSeq lists its product as uncharacterized. The record is from RefSeq and is a predicted model, not a curated record. Lineage: Eukaryota; Fungi; Ascomycota; Pezizomycetes; Pezizales; Morchellaceae. The transcript is spliced from 3 exons. Gene Ontology annotation, biological process: ribosomal large subunit biogenesis; rRNA processing. Bases 1 to 1137 code for a protein of 378 amino acids. Gene Ontology annotation, cellular component: preribosome, large subunit precursor; nuclear periphery; nucleolus.
AUGGCGAAACCAAAAAGCAAACUGAAAAAUGCACUGAACAGACAGCUGGGGAAAGACCCAAUCCGCGACAAAUUAAAGAAAAUAUCGAGGAGACAACCAAAAAAGCGAGAAUCUAUCGGCGAUGAAAAGAAGGAGGUAGAAGAAUGGGAGGAUGCCGAGGAAGAGGACGAGGAUGACGAGGAGAUACCAGAACUUGUCGAUACUAGUAAAAAUACCAGCAAGAAAUCUGCCGCCGCCGCCGAGGAGAGUGAAGACAAAGACGAAGAAGAAGAAGAGGAGGACGACGACGACGACGAAGAUGACGAGGACGAGGACGAGGACGACAUUGCGCUCUCCGACAUCGACGAUGACGAUCUCGAAGUCCCCGACCUCCUCCCCCAUCAAAAGCUCACAAUCAACAACCACUCGGCACUUACCCAGGUCCUUGAGCGCAUCGCUCUUCCACUAUCGUCUCUCCCAUUUGUCGAGCACCAAUCUGUCACCACCGAUGCUCCCGUUGAGAUCAAGGACGUCGACGACGACCUUAACCGCGAGCUCACAUUCUACAAGCAAGCGCUUGACGCCGUCAACAUCGCACGAAAAAAGCUUACUAAGGAGGGUGUACCAUUCUCUCGUCCAACAGACUACUUUGCGGAAAUGCUAAAGGAUGAUGAGCACAUGGGCCUAAUAAAACAGAAGCUGUUGGAUGAGGCGGCGAACAAGAAGGCAGCCGCUGAGGCGAGGAGGCAGAGAGAUCUGAAGAAGUUCGGAAAGCAGGUGCAGUUUGCGAAGCUGGAGGAGAGAAAUAAGGCAAAGAAGGACACUCUGGAGAAGAUCCAGGUUCUGAAGAGGAAACGACAAGGAGCAGACACAGAGUUUACAAACGAGUCAGACAUGUUCGACGUUGCUCUCGAAGAUGCCGUAGCCUCUUCUGGGCGAAAAGACAAGAGGGACCGAGAUGCGUCCAGAGCUUCAAGGGCAAAGAGGCAAAAGAAAGACCAGAAAUACGGGCAUGGGGGAAAGAAGAGGUUUUCAAAGAGCGGCGAUGCCGAGUCAACCGCUGACCUGAGUGGUUUCUCGGCCAAAAGGAAUAAGUCGAGCUUCGCAGCCGGAAAGAAGAAGCGGCCAGGGAAGAGCAAGAGGGCUAAUGCAAGAUAA